AAUCCAUACCUCCAAAUUGUCUACGUAUCGAUGUUGAGUCAACGCGACAGCCUCCUCCGCUUCGACCACCCGUGAUAUGACUUAGAAACGGCUCAGACAGCACGCGACAAUGUUGUUGCGACUACAACCAUUGCUGAAAGAAACCGCCUCUGCCAGCUCCGACCCCCCUUCACCUUCCGAGCUCUGUGGCGGACCUUGCCGUCGAUAGUCUUGGAGCAUCUGGCAAUAUGCCUGGCCUGCCUUCCUCGGUCGAUCUUGAUGAAUGCAUAGAAAGCCUGUACAAAAAGAACCUCCUCGCCGAAUCCGUCAUCGAAGCAAUAUGUGCGAAGACCAAAGAGCUGUUGAUGCAAGAGAGUAAUGUGGUACAUGUGCAAGCACCUGUAACAGUGGUUGGGGAUAUACAUGGCCAGUUCUUCGACCUUAUCGAGAUCUUCAAGAUCGGAGGAUGGUGUCCAGAUACGAAUUACCUCUUCCUUGGUGAUUACGUUGACCGGGGCAUGUUCAGCGUCGAAACGAUAUCCCUUCUUGUUUGCCUGAAGCUUCGAUACCCGCACCGCGUGCAUCUGAUACGAGGGAACCAUGAAUCAAGAGGAGUCACCCAAUCAUACGGCUUCUAUACGGAAUGCUCGAGGAAAUACGGGAACGCGAAUGUGUGGCACUACUUUACAGACAUGUUCGACUUCCUCACUUUGAGUGUCGUCAUCAAUGAUCAGAUCUUUUGUGUUCAUGGAGGCCUUUCCCCAUCCAUCCAUUCGAUUGACCAAAUCAAAAUAAUAGAUCGAUUCCGAGAAAUACCCCACGAAGGGCCAAUGGCUGAUCUCGUCUGGUCGGACCCCGAUCCGGACCGGGACGAAUUCUCGCUUUCUCCACGUGGAGCAGGCUAUACCUUUGGUGCACAAGUUGUCAGAAAAUUUCUUGAAGUUAACAGCAUGUCACACAUCCUCCGCGCCCAUCAACUCUGCCAAGAAGGCUACCAAGUCCUCUACGAUGACCGUUUAAGUACCGUAUGGAGCGCCCCGAACUACUGCUACAGAUGUGGAAAUAUGGCAAGUGUGUUGGAGGUCAGUGAUACCGGGGAACGAUUCUUCAAUGUUUUUGCGGCGGCGCCCGAGAACGAUUUACAUAAAGACGUGCAGUCAGGAGGGCAGGAGAAGAUUGCGGAUGGAAGUGCGCUACCCGAUUACUUCUUGUAA
Molecule: messenger RNA, 1193 nt
Organism: Hyaloscypha bicolor E
Lineage: Eukaryota; Fungi; Ascomycota; Leotiomycetes; Helotiales; Hyaloscyphaceae
Product: Metallo-dependent phosphatase
Exons: 4
Coding region: 228-1193 (321 amino acids)
Biological process (GO): peptidyl-serine dephosphorylation
Cellular component (GO): FAR/SIP/STRIPAK complex
Molecular function (GO): protein serine/threonine phosphatase activity
Source: RefSeq, a predicted model, not a curated record